AUGUCUCCUUCUGCAAAAAGGUACAAGAGGCAGCGCUUGCUUACGGAUCUUCCAGAGGAUUUGCUAGAGAUCAUAUUCAGUCAUUUGCUUCCUUCCGAUGUCAAAUCACUUUCGUUGGUAUGUCGAGAAUUCCGAGAACGGUUAGUCAUAUACAUGUUUAAGCAUAUCAAGGCUACCUGGGACCAAAUCAUCGAUCUCCACGAAAACAAGCAAGGUACAGCCAUCUCGCAGUAUCGACAUCUAGUAAGGUCUCUUCGUAUCAUAGAGGCCAACUCGUUCAACGAGUACCAGCAAAAAACAUUUGGCACACUUCUAUCUCCUAGUGUGCUACCGAAUUUAAUUCGUGUGACGGUCAAUUCAGACAAUCUGUCGUACUGGCUCAAGUACAAUGAAAGCUUCCACAUUCGGUCGUUGAGCCUAUACUCAGACAAGGAGGUCAACAGCAUCAAGAUCUUCCAUCUUUCGCAUAUUGCUGGCCUUCAUGGCCUUCGGCAGCUUUGUUUGUCAAAGUACCAUUUCAACUGGAUUGAAGAAGAAGCUCUCAACCUCUCGACGCUAGAAACGUUAUCUCUCCAGGACUGUACGUGGGAGUACCCUUUCAACUUGGAAUAUUUCAAUCACAGCGAUAGCCUCCAUGACUUAUCUAUCACGUACUCAAACAACAAUCCAUUCAUUUUGCUGGAAAGAUUCAUCAACUUUCUCGAAGCGCCAUUCCCAAGCCGCGCCAGCUCGCUUAGAAACAUCAAAAUCAGUUUUUUUGGCAUAACAUGCAACAAAAAGUUUCUCACCAUGACCAUUUUUUCCAGACUUCUACAUACUUUUGAUGCAUUGGAGCUGCUUGUGCUUGAAGGAUGGACUGCAAACUUGGCUUAUCUACGAACUGGGUUGAAACAACAUAAGUUUCGCUUUCCAACAUCCAUCAAACUUUUGCUUGAAUGUUUUGGUGAUCUCGGUGUCCGAGAAUUUGUUGCUGAUUGUGAAACUGUCCCAAACCUCAAAUUAACCGUUGACAAUGUGUUAGGAAACUGA
Clavispora lusitaniae ATCC 42720 is the source of this 1029-nucleotide messenger RNA. RefSeq lists its product as uncharacterized. Gene Ontology annotation, molecular function: protein binding. Lineage: Eukaryota; Fungi; Ascomycota; Pichiomycetes; Serinales; Metschnikowiaceae. The record is from RefSeq and is a predicted model, not a curated record.